AAACACAGCCGAUCUAGGUCUAGAAUCUAGCAUCUUGAUCUAUUCCACUUCUACAGGAACUUGAUUUAAACGUCGAGUUGAUCUAGAUGUAGAUUCUAGGAUGAUUGUAGAUACUACUAUUUUAAAAUAUUACUAGUAUUAGUUCUUUAGUGAUGUCGCCCUAAUAAUUAAUGACACCUGAGUUAAAUAUUCAUAACAAUGGCUUCCAGUUUGAAUAUAAGAAGACACUCAGUAAAGAAUUUGAAACUAAGUGACCUUACUAAGGCAUCUCUUCAAAACAACAUAGAUGCUGUGACAUCUUUACUGAGGAAUGGCUGUGAGGUCAACGUGGUAGAUGGAGAGUGGACACCACUUUUAGCAGCAGCAGAUAAAGGUCAUUACCAUGUUGUAAAGCUGCUACUCAGCUCAAGGAGUAAUGUAAACUGGGUUAAUAAAAAGGGUCAGAGUGCUCUUCUCUUUGCAUCCAGAAAAGGCUAUACUGAAAUAGUAAAAUUACUUCUUCAGCAUAAAGCAAAUGUUGAUCAAACACAGCAUGUUGAUGGUUGCACAUCUAUUAUUAUAGCAGCAUCUAAAGGAAACAAAGAUGUUGUAGAUUUGCUAAGCAAAGCUGGAGCUAAUAUAAAUCACAAAAAUAACGAGGGAGUUACGGCCCUUAUGAUUGCUUCCAAGCGGGGAUAUGUUGACACUGUACAGGUUUUACUGGACAAUCGAGUUGAUGUUAAUCUAUUUGAUGAAAAUGGAUGGAAUGCAUUGAUGUACGCAUCAUAUCAAGGGCAUUUGAACAUUGUCUCGCUGUUGUUUAAAAAUCAAACAAAUAUCAACCAUGUUAAUAUACAUAAACAAAGUGCACUUUUAAUUGCUGCACAGAAAGGUUGCCAUGACAUCGUCAAAUUUUUAAUAAAUAAUAAUAGUGAUGUUAACCAUGUGGAUAAGGACGGCAUCACAGCCCUGAUGCUUGGGUCUUAUGCUGGGGAUAUAGCCUUGACUGAACUUUUACUGCAAAAUAAUGCGCAAGUCGAUCAAACCACAGACCAGGGCUGGUCUGCGUUACUGCUUGCAGCACAGAACGGCCACACAGACAUUGUAAAACUUUUACUCAAGUCACGUGCUGAUGUCAACUUGUCCAACAAGAAAGGGAACACAGCUCUUGUGCUGGCUGCACAAAAUGCACACACUGACACAGUGAAAGUUCUUCUCAGCAAUGGCGCUGACCCCAACCACACAAAUCUCAACGGAUGGUCAGUGCUCAUGGUAGCCUCACAGAACAGUCCUGAUGUAACAAUAAAAACUUUAGAACUUUUACUGAAAUAUAAUGCAAACAUCUCGUACUCAUGCAGUAAUGGCUGGAACGCCAUAUUGAUUGCUGCGUGCCAUGGAUAUCCAGACACAGUAAGGUUUCUACAACAAUAUGUUAAAGAUGACGUUUACAAUGCCAGGGUUAGUUCCCUUCUGUUAGCAUUGAACCAUGGUACUCACACUGUCAUGAACUUGUUGAACUCAUUUAAGUCUGGUAUGAAUGAACUGAACACUAACAAUGCUGUAGCAGCUGAAAUAAACGCCAUUGCUACCCAACUACCUGGUAGCCUACCUUCAUCUGAACCUGAGAACCCUGCUGCCGUGCUAUCCAGUAGUGCAGUAGCAUCUAACUGUGAUAACUCCAGCCUUAAAAAAAUGGCUGUGUUUGAAAGUAAUCUUGCUAUCAGUGAAUCAAGUUACAUGGACACAUCUGACAUGGACAUAUUUCCUGCUCUGUUGGACCCUUGUCUUGUGGGGGCAGCACAAGGUGCUCCGGUAUCAGAUUCCAUUAUGGCUACUUCAGAAGCUAGUGCUGUAGCUACCAAACAGGCUACAUUACCUGCUACAAAUGCACCUGGUGCUGUUGCUACCAACAAGACCUCAUUAACUGCUACCUGUGAACCCGGUGCUGUCGCUACUAACCAAGCUUCAUUAAUUGAUUUGUGUGAACCUGGUACUGUUGCUACCACACAGAGAAAAUUCCCAUCUUUAUUUUCAAUUAUUGAACUUAUAAUUAAUUGCUUUCUUACAUUACUUAAAAAUCAACCAGAUACAAUUGCAAAUGAGAAAAUAAAUCACAAUGAGGUGAAUGACAUAGUCAACAAGUUUAUUAUAGGUAAAAUAAAAACUAAUUUGCUAAUGGAAAGUAUUUUCAGCCAAUUGAAUGCAGAUCCCAGGCACCUAAAACUUAGUGACCAGAAAUUAAGUUUUGAUCAAACAUUGUCAUUAGAAACAGAUACGCCUUUACAAAUCAUAGAUCAAAACAACGGGAAGCCACCUUCUAUGGUGGUUUACAAUGUAACUAAUAAUAUGACUUUAAAUGUCAAUAAGCUUGGCUCUUUUAUUUUAAAUGAAAAUACUGGUAAUAGUUCAGUUGUAAAUCAGGUACGUCAGUCAGUUGUUUUAAAUGUUCAGAAUGCCACUAAUGUUGUCUCUGAUAAUAGCUGCAUUAAUUAUAACUGUGGGCCACCUAAUGCAAGUGAUUCUGAUUGAAAUGGAACCCUUUUAUUUAAAAAAAAACUUUUUUUUACAAGAUUUUACUUUGUUCACAACACCUUUUUUUUAAUGGGUUUGUGGCAAAUCUUGUAACUUAAUUUACACCCACUAUUAAUGCAGCGAUUUCAUUCAAACUUUCCAGAUAAAUUCUACUUCAAUGACAAUACAAGUCUUUCUAAUUUUAAACUUAAUUAGAUGUUUAAUUUGUCAUUUAUAAUUGAGUUUCCAACAUAAGGGGAGACAACAAAACUAAAUCACUUGAUUACUUACUUAAUCCUCAUCACUCCCUGUGGAGUAUAGGGCAGCAACAAAUCUCCGCCAUUCCACUCUGUCUUAAGCAAGCCACUUAAAUUCUUGCCAGUAGCCUGUACUUCUUCUUCCAUUUCUCCCCUCCAUGUUCCCAGUCGUCUUACUCUCUUUCGCUUUCCGGGUGGGUUCCACUUCAGCGCCAUGUUGGGGAGUCUUCUUUUGCUCAUGCGUAGGACAUGGCCCAGCCAUCUCCAUCUCCUCAUUCAAACUUCUGAAACAAUGUCGUUUAAUCCUGUCCUUCGCCAUAUUUCCUUGUUCGGGACUUAAUCAUCCCACUUUAUUCUGAGGAUGCGUUGGAGGGAUCUUCUUUCAAAGCCUCUCUACUUUCUUGCUUAGUUUCCAUGAUUCUGCAGCAUAGAGGAGUACAGAAUGUACAUUAGACUUGUAGAUCCUUAUUUUGGUUCUCUGCUGAAGUGAGGAUGAUUUCCAGAUCUUAGCAAGUCUGUUGAAAGCUUGUGCUGCCAUUGCUGUUCUGGUGGCUAUUUCUUUCUCCAUGCUGCCAUUUGCUGAUAAACCACUUGACAGAUUACUAUAUUCAGUAACUAGCUAGACCGGAUCACAAUAACAGUAUGGUGAGCUGGUUCAUGAAAAUGUUCACAAUCGUAGAGCCAGUCGAUCUAGUGAAGGGUAAAUAAUAUAGUUUUUAAAAGAUUGAAACUUAGGGAGGUAGAUUAUUAAGAGCUAUCUUUCGCAAGGUGUUGUCUGUAAAUUGUGGUUACGGAUCACUGCAUCCUCGGGCAGAUAAUUGUCUUUUUGAUAUCACGAGCUACUGAUGGUGGUUUAAAGCAAAUAUUUUUAGUUUUGUCAACUUCAUAAAUGAGGAAUCACAAAAAAAAAGGAAGAAAAAAAAAAACAAAUAUAAAAAACAUUAAUAGCAACAAGCUUUUAAAUGCACUGAAAAUAAGAAAAUAAAGUAAAUUUGCUUUCUUUAACAAAAGCUCUGGUCCCUUAUAUUGAUUUUUUCAUAUUUUAGCCACAAAAGCUUUUUUUUAAAGAAAGCAAAUUAGUUUUAUUUUUGUAUUUUUAGUGCGUUUAAAAUUGUGUUGCUAUAAAGGUCUUUUAGAUUUGUUUUAUUUAAAGAUGGUGUUGAUUUACAAUUUUGAUACUUGUUAACGAGUCUUUUGCUUCCUUAGUUUUAUUCAAAAGUUGUUGAGCAAAGUGAUGAAUAAGUCUGACUGUGACAAGUUAAAUAAUAAUGUUUACAUUUUUUCAACACACUUUUUUAUAGUUAUACAAAUAGUGGUGUAUUAUUUAUUAUAUUAAAAAAAAUCAUUGUAUUUUUAUUUUCUUCAUUUUAGUGCAUAAAUAAAAGAUGAUCAUUACAAACUUAUUUUUUUUUUAAAUUCUCAUCUUUGUUCCAUUUAAUUUUUAAAAUAAUUGCCACAAAUUAAGAUUUGUUUUAUGAUUCAAGCACAAGUGAGGUGCUGUGCUUGGCAAAAUACAUUUUAUGAACUCCAAAAUUUAACCAGCUAAAACAGGGGUUCCCAACCCCGUGCCCGCCGAACGAUUCAUAUGUGCCCGGCUCUCACUAUUCGACA
This is a messenger RNA of Physella acuta, 4358 nucleotides long. RefSeq names its product ankyrin repeat domain-containing protein 50-like. The record is from RefSeq and is a predicted model, not a curated record. Lineage: Eukaryota; Metazoa; Mollusca; Gastropoda; Physidae. Gene Ontology annotation, molecular function: PDZ domain binding; protein kinase regulator activity.